This is a messenger RNA of Dufourea novaeangliae, 1134 nucleotides long. RefSeq lists its product as uncharacterized. Bases 196 to 624 code for a protein of 142 amino acids. The record is from RefSeq and is a predicted model, not a curated record. The transcript has 3 exons. Lineage: Eukaryota; Metazoa; Arthropoda; Insecta; Hymenoptera; Halictidae.
CGCCGGGAACAUUUCGGUAUACAAUCGCGAGACACGUGGAUCGUUUCGGUGGAAUUCGUUUGUACUGGAACAGAAUAUUCGGCAAAUCGGCAAAUAUUUGAUCGAUGCAACGAUCGAAAUAACUAGAUCGACGUUUCGAAUCGAGGAAGCGAUCAAACGAGGAACAUCAACCGUUAGUCUCUGAACAUUGGCAGAAUGAGUUGUAGAAAGCCUUCUUCCGCCAAGAAAUCGACCAGGAAGUCGAAUUCUUGCGGCAAGGGUAACUGCUACCAAUCGGACAGCACCACAGAGAGCUCGUCCUCCUGCUACAGUUCGGACACGUCCUUCACGUCCUCGGACAGCUCCGACUGCUCCGAUUGCGAAUGUUACGACUGCGACAGCGAACCGCAACGGAAACGGGGUAAAGGAAAAUCGAAAGGCCGUGGCGGUGCACGAUCGUCGAAAACGUCGAGAUCCGCCAGAGCACCUUGCAGCGCUAAAACCUCGAAAAAGAAGACGGUUCGUCGAACGAAACGAUCUUCCUCGUCGUGCGGUUGCUCGGACUGCGGUUGCUCGUACAGCAGCGAUGACGACGAUUGUUACGGUUGCGUGGCCAGCAAACCGCGUCGUAAGGUGCGAAAUUAAUUAAAUCCACCGUCCUCCCACCAUCGUUCGUAUCAUUAGUUACUACUUCUCCAUCGUGCGCAGCGAAUUAUAUCGAGAUCGUGUACCGAAUUAAUUAUUUCUCGUUUCUAUUGUUACGCGUUAUUUAUACGUUGAUUGUACAUGUAUUUUACUGUUAUUCACUAGUCCAAUAUGUUACCCACACCGUUUCGUUUUAACAAGCUGUUAACGCAGCUUAAAUGUAAAAUAUCUUUCAACCCUCUUCUUCUUCCAAAAUGGCGGGAACAUUGAGGAAUGAAGAUAAACAUCGCUAAAAUAUCGUAUAGGCUUCAAAAUUUUCUCGAAAAUAUGGUUAUUGAAUUUUAAUAACGGCGACUACAUCUACUGUUUAUAAUAAUUACGUUAUACUUUUUAUACUGCGAACUGUAGCAAUAGGAAUAGCUUUAAGCCAGAGCACCGGGAGUGCGUCUACGUUUAUUAGAUAAGAAAGAUUUGUAAGUUAUUUCAACAAUAAAGUUUCGUAACAGCCGA